GCGAGGUCUCCGGGCUCGGGGAGCAGCUGCGGCUCCUGCUGCAGGAGGCGGGCGGCGAGGGCGGCUGGGGCGCGCGCCUGCGGGAGCACGAGGUGAGGCUCGCAUCUCUGCGCCUGGCGGUCGAGAUGGCCGACUCCCAGUGGAGCAGCGCCCUGGAGCGCGUGGGCAAGGACUGGGACGAGCGCUUCCGGCGCCUCGGCCACGGCCUCCAGGAGCUCGGCUGCGACCGCCUCGCGGCCUCGGAGCGCCUGGAGGCGCUGGCGAGGUGGGCGCAGACGGCGGACCAGGCCCUGGCGGAGUUGCGCGGCGGCCCCGCCAGCUGCCUGGGCCUCGCCGCGCCCGCCGAGCCCGUGGCUGCGCUCCGCUUCGCGGCGCCCGCCGCCCCGGCCUCGCCCGCGUUCGGCGCGGGGGGCCCGGCGGCGCCCAGGCGCACAUUCUGCAAACCGCAUAGCCUGGUAGGCUUCAUGUCGAUUGAUCUGUGCCAGCUCUGCCGUGAGAGCCGCGUCUGGGCCCUCAGAUUUUUGUAUUUCAACCUCAGCUCCCUCGCGCCCGGUUCACUCCUGCAGGAGUUGAACUUUGCAUUCCUUCAAUGCCUGCGCGUGCAACCACCAGGCGUCGACAAGGCGCAGGUGGCGCAGAUCGCCCGGCUGCACUGCCUCCGAAAGCGCUGGCCGCUGGACCGAGGAGGGGCGCCGGAGCCGGCCAUGAGGGGCCCUGGCGCUGGCCAGCGUCAGCCCCGCUCCGAGCAGGACCCUGCACGGCAGCAGUGCAUCCGUGGGAUCACGUACGAUCUCUUCAACGAUUUUCCAGAGCAUGUGAAGCUUUGUCAGCUUUACCUCAGGAACGAGGAAGAGAUCAUGGGACUCAAACGAUGCUACGAGGGCAAACAUUUAAGCUUGGACAGGGACGUGUCAAUCCCUAUGUGGCACAUGAUUUACAGCGUUGUUCACUCAGGGGGAAUGCAGAGGGCUUGGGACUUGUGCACGAGGUACAAUCACACUGGCGCUUUAGGUUGCCAGGCAGAAAAUUGUCCCCGAGUGCAUCGGUGCAGCUUCUGCUACAGCAGCGAACAUGGAGCGCAUUUCGGAUUGAAGCAGGGUGCCCUGCAAUGCGAGGGGUUGAAAGCUUUCGAGAAGGAGCGGACAGAGAUGAAAGAGCUGUUCGGGCUGGACGCGAAUCGCUUCGACGACUUUGCCGAUCUACUCAAGAUCUUCCCUCAGGAUCCUCUCCGAUGUCCCAGGGUCAACCGUGCAUGUGCCACGUCGGCGUCGGGCGCGGAGUCGGAGUCGCGGUUCUGCUCGGAGGCAAGCCCAGGCCAGGUAGAGCGUCUAUUGGAUUCCGACUCGCCCGGCGAGGCGGUUGCUCAGUACGACGCGAAUGCACCGCAGUGGACGGCCUCAGUGGUGUCGUCAGCUGGGAGCCCCCAGGCGCCUGCUGGCGAGGGCGGCAUGCCAGAACCACCCCAGCCAGCGCCAGGCCUCAGCCCAGGCGCGGCGGACGCUCCGCCUCCGCCGAGGCCGCUCGAGGCCCACCAGGAGCCCCGCGGGCUGGGGCAGCCAGGGCGGCGUGGCCCGGACGCGGGCGGGCCCGGGCAGCUCGAGCGGGAGCCCGAGGCCGUGGAGCGGCUCAUCGAGUCGAAGGACAGAGUCGUCGCGGCCAGGGACGCAAGCAUCGUGGAGCUCAAGCGCUACAUCCAGGGCCUGGAGCAGAGACUGCGCGACCAGAGCGAGCGCGUCGCUGAGCUCGAGAGGCUUCUUGGCAGAGAGCAUGGUCGAGCGGGCAAGCGUGCGCUUCUUGCUGCACGGCCUCGCGGAGGAAGCGCGGAGUGCCCAGGCGGCGCGACGGCUCUGGGGGACACGGGGUCCAGCGCGAGUUGCGAGGCGCUCAAGAGGGCGCCGCGAAGGCCGACGUAUUACGAGAAUGCCUGCAGGCUCAACGAGCCCCGUUUCCAGAGGAGCCAGAAUCGGGCCGCCGCGCAGGACGAGUACGGCAAGCCGUUCGAUCGCCCUGAGCGCCUACCAGAUUCUUUCGACGUCGAGGCCUCCACCACUGACGAGUGCCCCACGGAACGAGCGAUGUCCUGGGAAGAGUGGUUCCAGCCAAGCAGGACCUGUGCUCUGCGAAGCCCAUCGAGUCUUGCUCCUCUUGCGAAUCCCCUGGGCACGGAUCAGACAGCAGACGACGAUUUGUUGACGACGGCGCUAAUUGGGGCCGUGGCUCCUGUCCGCGCAGUCUCCAAGCGUCAAUGCCGAUUGUGGCUGUAUUGA
Messenger RNA from Prorocentrum cordatum, 2267 nucleotides. Lineage: Eukaryota; Dinophyceae; Prorocentrales; Prorocentraceae. The record is from the annotation of a GenBank genome assembly.